AUGAAGAUAAUAAGGACGUGCGCAGAAAUGGCGGCGCUUUGCAGGGAUGUUCAGCGUCCGCUCGGGCUCGUGCCGACCAUGGGCGCCCUGCACGACGGUCACCUGUCGUUGACUCGGCGGGCGCGGGCGGAUAGCGCAACGAUGGCGGUGUCCAUUUUCGUCAAUCCAACACAGUUUGGAGCCGGGGAGGAUUUCAACAGUUACCCGCGCAGUUUCGAGCGAGACCUGGAUUUGCUGGCCGAACAGGGAACCGACCUGGUAUUUGCGCCCCCUCCUGAGGAAGUUUAUCCCGACGGCUUUGAUACCUGGAUCGAACCUGGAUCAGUUACGGAAGGCCAGGAAGGGGAAGCGCGACCGGGUCAUUUCAAAGGCGUGGCGACCGUGGUGGCCAAGUUGUUUUCCAUCGUGAGGGCCGACCGGGCGUACUUCGGCCAGAAGGAUGGGCAGCAGGUGGCCGUGAUCCGGCGCAUGGCCCAGGACCUCAAUUUGGGUGUAGAGGUGGUUACGAUGCCCACGAUUCGGGAAGCGGACGGGCUGGCGUUAAGCAGCCGAAACGCCUACCUCACUACCGAUCAACGCCAGGCGGCGCCGGUGAUUUACCGGGCUCUGUGCGCGGCGCAGGAGCUUUGGCGUGGGGGAGAGCAGGACGCCGGGAGAUUGCGGGCAGCGGCGAUGGCGGUGUUGCAAGCCGAGCCGAUGUUGGAAUUGGUAGAUUACGUCAGCGUCGUGGAUGCAGACAGUAUGGCGCCGGUGGAACGGGCGGAUACAUCUGGCGGACGCCGGGUGAUGGUAGCAGUGGCCGCUAAAUUGGGGCAACCCCGCCUGAUUGAUAACAUAAUAUUGGGAGACGGAUAA
Messenger RNA from Geodia barretti, 855 nucleotides. The record is from the annotation of a GenBank genome assembly. NCBI's taxonomy places the organism in Eukaryota, Metazoa, Porifera, Demospongiae, Tetractinellida, Geodiidae.